Molecule: messenger RNA, 833 nt
Organism: Nymphaea colorata (pocket water lily)
Lineage: Eukaryota; Viridiplantae; Streptophyta; Magnoliopsida; Nymphaeales; Nymphaeaceae
Product: TPD1 protein homolog 1-like
Exons: 2
Coding region: 275-646 (123 amino acids)
Biological process (GO): cell fate determination
Source: RefSeq, a predicted model, not a curated record
ACUACACACGCGUGGCAGAAGAAAUUUGUCCUCAAUCUUUUUGUUUUCAUCUUACUCGAAAGAAACAUCUGGGGAUUAAAUUUAGUAGUUAAUGGCAUGCCCCCAAUAACACCACGAAUUUAAAGAAUGGUGUCCACGAGUUGGAGCGUCGUUUUAGUGAUCAAGGCUUCCAGAAUGCGCAAAUACCAAUCGUCAGUCUCGCCGGCGGGUAUAAAUAUUCGGUGGAUGAGGACAGCAGCAGCAGGAGCAGCAGCCGCCGCCGGGGAAAAGCAAGAUGGGCAUUUCCCAGAAGUGUCGAUUUGCUUGCUUAUUCCUUUCCUUAAUCACUGCAUGGGCCUGUGAUAAGACAAGCCUAUCAAUCACACAGCAAAGAACUCCACUCUUGGUUGCAGGGAAACCAGAAUGGCAGGUGGUCGUAGCAAACACAUGUGAUUGUCCACAAUCAUCCAUCCUGCUGACAUGUGCAGGAUUUUCCACCGCUGAAGAUGUUGAUCCUUCCAUCCUCAGGAAGGCGGACACAGACCCCACUUACUGCCUCCUGGGAGACGGAAAGCCCAUCCCUUUAAAUGCAAACAUUAGCUUCAAGUACGCUUGGGAUGACCCUUUCCUCUUCCUUGUUUACUCUUCCACCCUCGGUUGCAGAUAGAAAACGCUGAAGCCCUUUACUAGUCCUUGGUUGGUUAAACUAUUAUAUAUGGUUUUCUAUUUGGCGUUUGUAAUAUAAGCGUAAGGAUGUUCUUCUCCACUGUUUUGUGCCUCUUCCAAGGCACUCAAAAUCAUUUGGUUGCCAUGGAACCCCAGGAGUAACAACCAAGUCUGUUUUGCAUCUCCAA